ACGGUGUGGUGCAAUACCCCGGUGUUGAGAGAGAUGAAGAACUUUGGAGCACAUUUGGCUCGGAAUUAACAUUCAAAAAAGAAAACUGAAAUAAACUGAUAAAAAGAUGUUAAAAAGAAAAAAUAUGACAAACUCGAGAUCUAUUAUCAUGGAGGACGGUGUUGAUGAAACACUUAUCAACAAUCUACCUGUCAUGGCUGUCGCUCCCAUGCCACUGAUACCCACCACGGUUGAAGCUAUGUCUGAAGAUGUCCAGUAUUCCCCGGGUACUUGUCUCCCAGUGCUGGGGGACGAGAAAAUGGUGGCUGCCACCCUCGCGGCCAUCGAGACGGGGAGCAUCACCCCGCUAGUCAAGGAGGAGCUGAAAUGUGCCAUCUUGAACCGGCGUUUCGUGGAGGGAAAGGAGGAUAUACAGGUCGAAUUCACGGUGCCGGAGAAGAAAGUGUUGACUGAAGAGGAGGAAGAGCGAGCUACAGUUCGCAGGGAGCAGAACAGAAUGGCGGCCCGACGUUUCAGAAAGAAGCAGAAAGACACGGCUGAAGUUCUUCUCAAGAAAACUCAGCGUCUGGAAUCCUCCAACACCAAGAUGCGCUCCGAGCUACAGCGACUGCAGCAAGAGAGAGACCGACUGAAAGAGAUACUCACAGAUCAUCUGCUCGUCUGCCCUCUUCCAGAAACGUCUUUCCACGUCACAAUACAACCAUGACGCUACUGCUACAAGGAAAUUGUUCACAGAAAAUCCUAAAAAAAAUCGGAAACCCCAAAACCGAAAAAAAACUUUCUUCGUAUGAAGACCAGAAGUACCUAAAGCUGACACGUCAUGACAUCCACGUGUCAUGGUGACCUGGAAGCACGUGCUGGGUCACCGUGACAUAAGGGAAAAGAUGCGUCAUCGGAUUCAGUACAGAGAGGCAGCAGGUAUUCUAGAAGAGUCACCUCCAUGACAAUAUACCAGAACAUAUUAAUGAAACUUGCAACUGUGUACAUGUGACAUCGACAUCAGUGAUUCAUCAACCAUACUGUAUUCGACAUUCCACAUGCUGUUGUGUUUUGAGCCACCUCUAAUGUUAGAUUGUUGGGACUCUAAGUCUUGGCGGAACUUCCGGUCAGUGCCAUGCUUCCUGGUAUGGUAGAUCUUACUAUGACAUGUCCGGAACGUAGAUUUUGUAUAGAUAUCUCCUGGCAAACCUGCCACAAAGUACUAUGAAUAAAUUGAGCAUGAUGUCAUGUACAUAUCAAUAUGUUUGUAUAUUUCUGCUAAGACCUGUACACAAUCAGUCACACAUAAUUGACUUCCAUCGACCGGAGUCCAACUUUCAUACUUCUGUCUAUACAUAGCAUCAACUUAGAGAUGGACUCUUGUGGACCAAGCAUGUUAGAAUUGUGUGGUCGAGUUUGGAAAUGACGAUACAAACAACACUUUUUCUGUGUUUGAUUAUCUCUGGCAAUUAGCAACUUUCAUAUACCUCUGAACUUAUACAAUACUGACAUUUUCAUUUACGAAGAACUUGAUAUGGCGCAGGCGUCUUAACAGGUUGAAUGGAUCUUUUACUGUAGAGAUUAUGUCUUUCAAUGUUUGUAGUUAGUAUGGCCACGUCGUUCUUUACUUAAUUUCAAAUACUCGGAGAUGUAUCUUCUCGAUCUGUGAUACUGAUUUAUACUGGUUGUUUUAAUCAGAAUUUAUACUUUUGUCUUGCACACGUAUUCGCUAUUCUCGUGUAGCCAGGAUAUCGUGAUGGGUAUUCCAACUUUACUAUUUUUCUACACUACAUGUGUAUUCUAAAUUACUCAAUAUUUGUACUGAAAGUGUACGGACUUUAAACCCCAUUUAUUUGCAAUAAUACACAAGGCGGUCUCAUGACACUUUAAACGCCCACGUGCAGAACUUGGAGAAACUGAAAUUGUAUUACCGUUAUGAACACGCUGAUUGUUCUCGUUUCACGUGUACUGAAGUGUCGUGUACGUUCGGAACACACCGUCGUGUUACUCGGUCACUCGGUCUCGGUGUGUUGUCAGCCAUGGCUAUCGUCGUUUGUUAUGUGGUUACCUGCAUAUGGCUGUGGAAUGUUAGCGUCACAGGUGGCGAAUAUCAUAAAAGAUAAAAGUACAGGUUUUUAUAAUAUUUUAUACACGAACUAUGCAUGCAAAUUCGUCUUAAAAAUGAAACGUUUUGUAUUUUAUGUGCAGGUCGUGUAACUUACUGACGCUACAAUCGUUGUUUCGAGGGAAUAUUUUAGAUACGGUGCUUGUUACUGUUGUAUUUAUGACAGAUAUUGAUUUUCUAUUUUUAUGUCUUUAUAUUUAUGAAAUAAAAAACAUUUGUUAUAA
Messenger RNA from Haliotis rufescens (red abalone), 2328 nucleotides. Its product is annotated as cyclic AMP-dependent transcription factor ATF-3-like. Gene Ontology annotation, cellular component: nucleus. The coding region runs from base 107 to 706 and encodes 199 amino acids. Gene Ontology annotation, molecular function: DNA-binding transcription factor activity, RNA polymerase II-specific; RNA polymerase II cis-regulatory region sequence-specific DNA binding. Lineage: Eukaryota; Metazoa; Mollusca; Gastropoda; Lepetellida; Haliotidae. The record is from RefSeq and is a predicted model, not a curated record. The transcript is spliced from 4 exons. Gene Ontology annotation, biological process: regulation of transcription by RNA polymerase II.